UUUCGCAAGACAUCUUCUUCUUCCUUCUUUCUGCCGGAGAUCGAGAAAAACCGCACCAGAAACAAAACAAGUGAUGCCGACUGACAUAGAAGACGAGAUCAAGGACGAGAAGAACCCUCGACCUCUUGAUGAAGAUGACAUCGCCCUCCUCAAGACUUAUGGACUCGGGCCUUAUUCCACUAGCAUCAAGAAGGCAGAAAAGGAUGUGAAAGAAAUGUCAAAAAGGAUCAAUGAUUUAUGUGGUAUUAAGGAAUCUGACACUGGGUUAGCUGCACCUAGCCAAUGGGAUCUUGUUUCUGAUAAACAAAUGAUGCAAGAAGAGCAACCUCUUCAGGUAGCAAGAUGCACAAAGAUAAUUAAUCCAAACACUGAAGAUGCCAAAUAUGUUAUAAAUGUCAAGCAGAUUGCAAAGUUUGUUGUUGGGUUGGGAGACAAAGUUUCACCUACUGAUAUUGAAGAAGGCAUGCGUGUCGGUGUUGAUCGCAAUAAAUAUCAGAUCCAGAUUCCCUUGCCUCCCAAGAUUGACCCAAGUGUAACCAUGAUGACAGUUGAGGAGAAGCCAGAUGUGACAUAUAAUGAUGUCGGUGGAUGUAAAGAACAGAUUGAGAAAAUGAGAGAGGUUGUUGAGCUACCCAUGCUCCAUCCUGAGAAAUUUGUAAAGCUUGGAAUUGAUCCUCCCAAAGGUGUACUCUGCUACGGUCCACCUGGAACUGGCAAAACACUUCUAGCAAGAGCAGUUGCUAAUAGGACUGAUGCAUGCUUUAUACGUGUAAUUGGAAGUGAGCUAGUUCAGAAGUAUGUUGGCGAGGGAGCUCGUAUGGUUCGCGAACUAUUUCAGAUGGCACGCUCAAAGAAGGCUUGCAUUGUUUUCUUUGAUGAAGUUGAUGCGAUUGGGGGUGCACGGUUUGAUGAUGGGGUAGGUGGGGAUAACGAGGUCCAACGAACCAUGCUUGAAAUUGUGAAUCAACUGGAUGGGUUUGAUGCUCGUGGUAAUAUUAAAGUUCUGAUGGCCACAAACAGACCUGAUACACUGGAUCCAGCACUGUUACGUCCUGGAAGAUUGGAUCGCAAAGUGGAGUUUGGACUUCCAGAUAUGGAGAGUAGGACACAAAUAUUUAAGAUCCAUACACGAACAAUGAACUGUGAAAGGGAUGUCCGUUUUGAACUUCUUGCUCGCCUUUGCCCAAAUUCAACGGGAGCCGACAUAAGAAGCGUGUGCACAGAGGCUGGAAUGUAUGCCAUACGAGCACGGAGGAAGACAGUGACUGAGAAAGAUUUCUUGGAUGCAGUGAACAAAGUGAUCAAGGGUUAUCAGAAGUUCAGUGCCACACCCAAAUACAUGGUCUACAACUGAUUUUCAUGUUUCCUAUGGACACCCAUUUGUGUGUUUUCAUGUUAUCCACAAAACCAUGAUGCUAUCAACCUUUUUGUCUUAAUUUUAAUUAUAUUUGUGUUUUGCUCAGCU
Messenger RNA from Cynara cardunculus var. scolymus (artichoke), 1465 nucleotides. RefSeq names its product 26S proteasome regulatory subunit 7 homolog A. Gene Ontology annotation, cellular component: proteasome regulatory particle, base subcomplex. Gene Ontology annotation, molecular function: ATP binding; ATP hydrolysis activity; proteasome-activating activity. Lineage: Eukaryota; Viridiplantae; Streptophyta; Magnoliopsida; Asterales; Asteraceae. The record is from RefSeq and is a predicted model, not a curated record. The transcript has 10 exons. Gene Ontology annotation, biological process: proteasome-mediated ubiquitin-dependent protein catabolic process. Bases 74 to 1354 code for a protein of 426 amino acids.